UCGAAACGCACCAGAGACUUGGCACAAAAGCUCACAGGCGACCACAGGUGUACAGGCACUGUCUCGUGUUACAUCGGCUCCUCGAGAGAUGCGUUUUUACACCUAAGGACACCCACCAGAGCAAGCCUCAAACAACGUGAAAGCCGAGCGGGAAAGUUGUGCUUCCAAGGGACCGUCCUCGGUCAGUGUUUGGAGUCUGACUCCUCCGUUCCGAGUUGCUGAACAUCCGCGAGGAGGAACAAUCAUGAACCGCACUUUCUUCGAGCUUACCCAAGGUGCGCUGUUCAACGGCAGCCAAACUCUUGCCGGUACCCUGGCGAGCUGCUGUAACGGCACCGAUGUGGCGACCAGCGACGGCGGGUCUCUGGUGCUGCAGCAGGACGAGAGGAAACUGUUUAUCAUGCGCGUGGUGCAGAUAGCCGUGCUGUGCGUGCUCUCGCUCACGGUGAUGUUUGGGAUCUUUUUCCUGGGUUGCAACCUGAUGAUCAAGUCGGAGAGUAUGAUCAACUUUCUGGUGAAAGACCGGAGACCUUCCAAAGAUGUGGAAGCGGUGAUGAUCGGACUGAGCUAGAGAGCAUGUUUAGAUAGAAAUGUUAGCGCGGAGAGAUAAAUGCCUCGGCAUGUCGAAUCUGCAUGCACACAUUGAAAAGGCGCUCUCGGUGUGUUGGUAAGGAAAAUAUUGAUAUGCAAAUAGUAGGAACCCUUUCCGGGAAAAAAAAAAAAAUCUGCAACAAAAUAUCUAGCCUACAAAGACAGUGUGCGUAAAGUUUGAGCCAGAAAUUGUUUACACAUCGGCUGGUCUGUAUGUUUUGAUAACCAUAGGGCCAACUUGAACAAAGCAACGAACAUGUUUACAAGAUGUUACCUCAAACUAUUUUAGUAAAUUUCUAAUGAUGAUUAUUGAAUGUUUUUAGCUCAUAAACUCAAAACGCAUGGUAAGCAUUGUGCUGUGGUCGUUCGGAAGAUGAUGUCUUUGGACGUAAUGGACGUGGAUUAUAGUUACAUACAAAAAGUCUUAUUUCUGUAGUAGGCUACUCAGUGGCAUGUGGGGGAUGCAGUUUUAUUAACCCAAUCACAAUCACAGUGUUUUGCUCCUAUCACGCAUGCGCGGU
Messenger RNA from Gadus chalcogrammus (walleye pollock), 1112 nucleotides. It is a transcript of the gene rprml, whose product is annotated as reprimo-like. The transcript has a single exon. NCBI's taxonomy places the organism in Eukaryota, Metazoa, Chordata, Actinopteri, Gadiformes, Gadidae. Bases 245 to 571 code for a protein of 108 amino acids. The record is from RefSeq and is a predicted model, not a curated record.